AUGGAUAAUCAGGUUGGUGAUGGGGAAAACCGAAUUGUACAUUACAGCUACAACCUCACAACGGAAAAUGAGCAGAAACAGAGACCGAAAUCAUCCGGCAAAGGUUUAUUUAGCAGAUUGACAAGAAAUAGUGCCAUGUUUGGAUCUGAUAGCACCCUUAAUGCGCUCUACCAAGCGGACGACGGGAUGAAAAGAAGUAGAAGCAUUCCUAAUUUUGGGCGAAACAUUCUGGGAGGGAACGAUUUAAAGGAAAGUCCCGAUUCCCCGAAACCUAAGAAUGCGUUUGCCUUCGGUGAGGAAAUGCCGGGCUUUUCAACGGAAACAAUUACGCAGAAUCCCGCAAAGACGGGUAAUAGUUCACAAGAGCUUCGUUCACGCAAGUGUGGGCUUGGUGAUCUAACAAACCGAGGAAUCAUGAGUCACAAACUCAGAAAGAAAGCAGUCUGUGACUCCUCUGACAAUUUGCAUUAUCAAAGACAAUUUCUUCGAGUUUUAAACAAGAGAUUUUAA
Pocillopora meandrina is the source of this 510-nucleotide messenger RNA. NCBI's taxonomy places the organism in Eukaryota, Metazoa, Cnidaria, Anthozoa, Scleractinia, Pocilloporidae. The record is from the annotation of a GenBank genome assembly.